Molecule: messenger RNA, 841 nt
Organism: Lethenteron reissneri (Far Eastern brook lamprey)
Lineage: Eukaryota; Metazoa; Chordata; Hyperoartia; Petromyzontiformes; Petromyzontidae
Product: cytochrome c oxidase subunit 7A2, mitochondrial-like
Biological process (GO): mitochondrial respirasome assembly; mitochondrial electron transport, cytochrome c to oxygen; regulation of oxidative phosphorylation
Cellular component (GO): respiratory chain complex IV
Source: RefSeq, a predicted model, not a curated record
GAUCCGUGACGUCACUUCCGUCUGUCUCGUCCUUGUCGCUGAGGUCGCCGCGCGGAGUCGCACAGCAACAGCAGCAGCACGCGGAGUCGCCAUGCGGAGCCUCGUGGUAUUAAGGCAGCUUGCCCAGCGCAACUUCAGCAGCAGUAGCCGCCUCCAGUUAAAAAACCGCGUGCCCGAGCUCCAGAAAGUGUUCCAGGAGGACAACGGACUUCCUGUGCACUUGAAGGGCGGUGUCAGGGAUGCCGUGCUCUACCGGGUCACCAUGACCCUCACCGUCCUGGGUACGGGCAUUAUGGCGUACCAGUUGUUCCAGGCUGCGAUGCCACAAAACAAGUAGUCAAGAUUCUUCGCUGUGUUGGGAUGAUCGAUACAAUGCAAGAUGCCGUGGCAUUCAAAUUUAACGAGUAUAUACCAUUAACUAUACACAGGCUGCUGGGCAUCACGUAUACAUUUACAAGUGCACACAUCGUCUUGUCCUGCCAUUUACAUCAACAUCUGUUCCUCCAGCAAAGUUGUUCAUAUCAGCCAGAGUUUGAUUACAACAGGUACAUGUAUUGGUUAUGACAUAUACAGGCAUGGCAGCAAGCAUUUCACUAACUUGUCAUCCUAACACUUCUUGUGGACCACGUGUAAUGCAACUGUAGAUUGUUUCAGGGCAUGUUCAUGUUUUAUUUUUCCUGUACUUGUUUAAAAUGUUUGUGGGAGAUGAAACUGUCGAGGGAUACAAUAUCUGGAAUUGAUGUUCAAUAUUGCGGUUUUGCUUGUUUUAAGCUCUCCACAAAACGCUGUUUCACUGAAAUGUGUGCGGUCGUCAAGUGGUCCAAUAAAAUGUUUAAUUUAA